AUGUCUCUCUGGAUUUGGCUUCUCCUUCUCUCUCUUCUCUUCAUUGCUCUCUUUGUGGUAUUCAACACAGACUAUGUCUUUUACUGGACCGAUCCUGUGAAUUGUCCUACCUCCGAAUUUAAAUAUCAAUACGACAUUGAAAAGUAUGAUGAAAUCUUUUGCGACAAACCUUUCGAAAAGACUGAAAAGAAGAUUUUAAUCGUCGGAUGUGGUUUCAGUGGCUUGUCAACCAGUGCUGCACUCACUCGAUAUGGCAUUCCAUUUGAUGUGGUUGAGGCAAAUAAUCAAAUUGGAGGAAAUUGGUUUUCUGGAGUCUACGAAACGGUUCACAUUAUUAGUAGCAGAAAAACAACUGAAAUGAAAGAUUACCCAAUGCCUUCUUGGUAUCCAGAUUUUCCAUCUGCCAAACAAAUGUUGGACUAUUUCCUGGAUUAUUGUAAACAUUAUCGAAUUAAUGAGCGAUUGUCACUCAACACGGAAUUGACAAGAAUUUCUGAGCAACAGAAUUCCACAGGAUAUCUUGUUGAAUUUAAACAAGGAAAUCAAACAUUUACAAGAGUGUAUAAGGGAGUAAUUAUUAAUAAUGGUCAUCACUGGUCGCGAAGAAUGCCUAAAUAUGAAAAUCAAGAA
Messenger RNA from Naegleria fowleri, 630 nucleotides. RefSeq lists its product as uncharacterized. Lineage: Eukaryota; Heterolobosea; Eutetramitea; Acrasida; Naegleriidae. The record is from RefSeq and is a predicted model, not a curated record. Gene Ontology annotation, molecular function: NADP binding; N,N-dimethylaniline monooxygenase activity; flavin adenine dinucleotide binding. The annotation marks the transcript as partial. The transcript has 2 exons.